Aspergillus nidulans FGSC A4 is the source of this 3390-nucleotide messenger RNA. Its product is annotated as calcium/hydrogen antiporter. The record is from RefSeq and is a predicted model, not a curated record. Gene Ontology annotation, molecular function: calcium:proton antiporter activity; sodium:proton antiporter activity; monoatomic cation transmembrane transporter activity. NCBI's taxonomy places the organism in Eukaryota, Fungi, Ascomycota, Eurotiomycetes, Eurotiales, Aspergillaceae. The coding region runs from base 1 to 3390 and encodes 1129 amino acids. Gene Ontology annotation, biological process: potassium ion transmembrane transport; sodium ion transport; proton transmembrane transport. The transcript is spliced from 5 exons. Gene Ontology annotation, cellular component: fungal-type vacuole membrane; membrane; endoplasmic reticulum membrane.
AUGGCCGAUAAACAGGGCGACACGCAAUUUUCCGCUUCAUCUAAUUCUUCCUCGCGCCGUGCCUCAGCCGUGUCCGGAGAAGAUACCAGGAUGUCCUCGGGAACAGUGCGUCAGUCUAGAAUGACCGCCCAGACCAGGACUUACGGCACUUUGGAUUCAUCUGAAAGAACGACGGUUGAUUCCCAAUUCGUCGAAGGCCAACCUGAGAGCUCGAGUCGCGCACCUCUGCCCGCCUCCCCUUCUAUGGGGCCUCUACGAAGUGACGGAGACAAGUUGAGAAAGCCACCUAUAACGCGCCGAAUGUCCUCAAAACGCCACGUACCUCAUAAAGGCCAGGAGUUCUCCACAGACGACGAUGUUCACGAGAUUGAGGAGGAUAUCGCCCUUCAAGCAUCUAAUCCUCAACCCUCGCCUAGGAUACGGCCACUGCGGAAACAAAGCUCAACUUUAAGACGGAGGCUGAACGCUCGAGUUAACCCAUUUUCGUCUUCCGGUAAUGCUGAUUACGAUGAUGAAGAUGCCUCCUAUGACGACGCUGGCCUUCCAGAAUCAAGCUUGGGAAUGAAUGGGAAGGAUUCUUUCCCCCAGGACCUUGACGACGAUAAUGAUAGUGAGGGGAGUAAUAAUCAGGAGGCAGAUAAUGAUGAUGAUGCCAGUGACGCGGAGAGCUUCACUCUAAAGGAUCGCCAACAGGCAAUAAACGAGACGCAUCCGUUCGGAAUACGGUUGUGGAAGCCAGCCCUCUACAAGAAAAGUCGUUCGGUCGAGAAGACUGCAGAAGGUGAUAUCCAUUCAUCACCUGGGGGCAGGGUUGGCACCCUCUUGUUCUUGAUGAAUCUCCUAUGGACGUUAUUCUUCGGCUGGUGGCUCGCAAUUGCCGCGUUGAUGGGCGCUAGUGCUUGUUUCAUUUUUUCGUAUUCCGCCAGCGCGGUGGAAUAUGGCAAGGCAUUUUCUGGACUUUCUUGGUAUUUAUUCUACCCUUUUGGAUCCUUUGUCCGCCUUGAUACAGAUGAGCACUACGCUGAGGAGGACGAGGGGGAAGGCCGCAGCAUCAGCGAGUAUGAACAGUGGCAGAACGGCGAUAUUGAACACGGCGGGCUGUUCUUCGGACCACGUCGUAAUCGGUCGCUUGUGGGAAGAAGAAGGAAUAGUGUUGAUUCGGCUGGGGAGCAAGAUAGUCUCUUGGGCCGUGCACCCAGGGGACGCUCUGAAGAUAGCUCUCUCCGUCCUAAGCGCCGUUUGUUUGGCCGUGGCGAGUGGACACUUGGGCGCGUUGUAUUCUUCGUCUUUUUCUACUUCCUGGUAGGACCACUAAUGCUCUUCGUCUCGCUCGUUUGUUGGUUAUUCGUCUUCUGGAUUCCCAUGGGGCGCGUGACCCUUAUCCUCUUUGAUCAUCUUCGCAGGCAUCCCCUAGCUCUAUCGUACCAUUCUGAUACGACGUUUACCCGAAUAAGCCCGGGGUCUUCGGCUUCAGUCCUCCUCUGCACCUAUCGUGCGGCAGGCUUGAGGUAUUGGAAGUACACGGUUGGUGGCACUAACGUUUUUCUUAUCAAUCUCCUCGCGGUUGUUAUAUUCGUCGUUUUCGACUACUUUUUUUUGAGAGAGGCCCUGGGUCUUCAGAUUUGGGUCACCCAUCCUGGACUAAUAUUUACACUCGCAUUGCUCUCCGUCAUCCCUUUGGCCUAUUUCAUCGGCCAAGCUGUUGCGUCUAUAUCUGCGCAGUCAUCAAUGGGCAUGGGUGCAGCCGUCAAUGCGUUCUUCUCCACCGUUGUCGAGGUCUAUCUUUACUGCGUUGCUUUGACUGAGGGCAAAGGUCGACUUGUUGAAGGAAGUAUCAUUGGCAGCAUCUUCGCUGGAAUUUUGUUUCUACCGGGUUUAUCGAUGUGCUUUGGCGCUAUCAAACGCAAAACUCAACGCUUCAACGUCAAGUCUGCGGGAGUCACAUCGACAAUGCUACUUUUCGCUGUAAUUGCCGCCUUCGGUCCCACUCUAUUCUACCAAGUAUACGGCAGUCACGAACUCAAUUGUCACGCUUGUGAGAGUGAUAUGGAACCAGGCAGCAGCGAUUGUCGUCGUUGCUACUUUUCUCAAGUACCAGCUAUAAACGAUGGAUUCUUCCAGAAAGCUGUUCAGCCGUAUUCAUGGAUUGCAGCCAUAUUCCUAUUUCUGUCCUACGUUAUUGGUCUAUGGUUUACCCUGCGAACGCAUGCGGCCCUCAUCUGGGCUACAGAAAUGGACGAGAAGAAAACCACCACUCUCCCACAAGAGCAAAGUACUGAUGAUCCAAGCCAUGAAUUCUUUUCCGCUGCACAUUUAGCAGCUCCCAGUGGAAACACAGGGACACGAAGCUCUGUUCGGGACUCACAGCUAUAUAAGAGGAUAUUGGGACAAUCCUUGAGGGACGUUGGCCUGACUGAAAAUGUUGGUGAGUACGAUGCAAACCAGCCAGAAUCUGGUCCUUCGCGAUGUAACAACACAACACCAUAUCUUGUCCCUCAAAAAGAAGAAGACAAUCACUCAGCCUUCGGGGAGUAUGCCGGGCUUUCGAAGCAACAAAACGAAACUAUCGUCAGGAAGGUCACCGAGGUUGCGGCGACCGCUGCUACUGUUGCCGCUCGGGAUGUUGCCCGAACCCGCAAACUCUCAGGUCCACGCGGAACAGGCCGUCCAGCGGCAAAAACGGCUUCUUCUAAACAGGUGAAAACAAUUCCAGAAGAUCAUGACGAUGUCGGCCUUGAGCAGAGCCAUACCACUGGCGGGCACGACGCCCCAAACUGGAGCAGAACCAAGAGUUCAGUCAUCCUCCUCGUAGCCACCAUCUUCUAUGCCGUGAUUGCCGAGAUCCUUGUAAACACCGUUGACGUUGUCUUGGAAAGCGUUGACGUUGAUGAGAAAUUCUUGGGAAUCACAUUGUUUGCGUUGGUGCCCAACACUACAGAGUUCUUGAAUGCUAUCUCGUUUGCCAUGAACGGAAAUAUUGCGCUCUCCAUGGAGAUCGGAUCCGCCUAUGCCCUGCAGGUUUGUCUCUUGCAAAUACCUGCUCUUGUCUUGUUUAGUGCCUUCUACGCCCGUGUUCUUGACCCAGAACAUUUGAUUACACACUCCUUCAGCCUCAUUUUCGCGCAAUGGGAUAUGAUUACAGUCAUCCUUUGCGUUUUUCUCCUCUCUUAUGUCUACGGUGAAGGUAAAAGCAAUUAUUUCAAGGGCUCAAUCCUCGUCCUGACCUACCUUGUCGUCGUGAUUGGGUUCUUCCUCUCUGGUUACAGUAACAUGGACACCAUGGGUGUUGAUCGCUUCAACACCUUGGCCCUGAACAUUGAAUCUAGGCCCGAGAAAUUCUACACAAUUGGCAGGUCGAAAAGCGGAGUUGCCUAUCAGCGUGUUCACUGA